Molecule: messenger RNA, 1212 nt
Organism: Salarias fasciatus (jewelled blenny)
Lineage: Eukaryota; Metazoa; Chordata; Actinopteri; Blenniiformes; Blenniidae
Gene: sgta
Product: small glutamine rich tetratricopeptide repeat co-chaperone alpha
Exons: 11
Coding region: 163-1149 (328 amino acids)
Biological process (GO): post-translational protein targeting to endoplasmic reticulum membrane
Cellular component (GO): membrane; TRC complex
Molecular function (GO): molecular adaptor activity; protein binding
Source: RefSeq, a predicted model, not a curated record
CGUCCGUCCUAUAAUCCUCCCCCCCGUUAGCAGAGCUGGUCGGCGGAACGUGGCUAACGGUUAGCGGCUAACAGCGGCGCCCCCCUCCCGGUUGGGUUCGGUUCGGUUCUGAGCGGGACGACAGACAGCAGGCGACCCCCCCCCCCCUCCAAAAACAAAAACAUGUCGGACCACAAGCGCCUCGCCUUCUCCAUGAUCCAGUUCCUCCACCAGCAGCUGAGGGCGGGGAACUUGAGCGCCGGGGCGCAGGAGAGCCUGGAGGUGGCCGUCCAGUGUCUGGAGACGGCGUUCGAGGUGUCCACCGACGACCAGUCCCUCGCCGUCCCGCUGACGUUACCGGAGAUCUUCGCCGCCGCCACGUCGACGUCGUCGUCCUCGUCGCAGGCGAACAACAACUCCCUGAGCGAGGAGCAGCAGGCGGAGGCCGAGCGGCUGAAGAGCGACGGCAACGACCAGAUGAAGGUGGAGAACUUCUCGGCGGCCGUGUCCUUCUACUCCCAGGCCAUCGCCAUCAACCCCCACAACGCCGUCUACUACUGCAACAGGGCAGCAGCUCUGUCUAAACUGGGGAACUACAGCGGGGCGGUUCAGGACUGUGAGCAGGCCAUCAACAUCGACCCCCAGUACAGCAAGGCCUACGGACGCAUGGGCCUGGCCCUGUCGUCCCUCAACAGACACUCGGAGGCCGUCUCCUUCUACCAGAAGGCUUUGCAGCUGGACCCCAGCAACGAGACGUACCGCAGCAACAUGAGGAUCGCCCAGGACAAGAGCCAGGACGGGCCGUCUCCGGGAGUGGGCGGAGUCGACCUGGCCGGACUGCUGAGCAACCCGGGGUUCAUGAACAUGGCGUCGUCUCUGAUGAACAACCCUCAAGUCCAGCAGCUGAUGUCCGGGAUGAUGACGGGGGCGUACGGCGGGGCGGGCGGCGCCUCGGCGCCCUCGGGGGCGGGGCCCGACGGCGGGGCGGCGGCGGCGGCGGCGGCGGCGCCAGGGGGCGGAGCCUCAGCCACCGGCGACCUAUCAGGACUCAUCCAGGCCGGCCAGCAGUUCGCCCAGCAGAUGCAGCAGCAGAACCCGGAGCUGAUCGAGCAGCUGAGGAGCCAGAUGAGGAACCGGACGCCCAGCUCCGGCAACGAGGAGCAGCACUGAUUGGACGGCCCCCGGACACGCCCACUUAUAGCCCCGCCCUCCCACCCUCCCUCCCUUCUCUUU